UGGUUCAGUACACGUGAACGUUGGCGAAAUAAGUAUUCAUCUUAUACUUAUGUAAAACUAUUAAUAUUACAGUGAAACAUAUUCGCUGUUACGAUUGAACGUUUCCGUAUUUACUAAAUAGGCACUAAAGGUACAAAAGUAUGGGUAUUAAAAUAUAAUUAAAGUGACAAAAGUGGUCACUAUGCAGUAUGGCCCAUUUAAGAAUAAUAUGAAUAUAUUAUAUUUCUUCAUGCGAUCAUCUCAUUAAUGAUGCAGCUGGUAGAGUUGGAGCUGAUUUGAACAAGCAGAUGCUAUAAAAUAAAUUGAGUAAUGAUGGAAAAAACCCUAAAAAGGACUAAAAACUAAAUGAUUAAAUGAAUUACAAGUAGCUCGAGUAAGUGUCCUGGCAGUAAAGGUCGUCCGACUGGCAUAUUCCACCACUGCCCAUGAGAGAUACUUACUUUCAUUUCAGAGUCAUUGCCAAGCACAUACUUUUUUCGUCAGAGUUGUUGCUACCAGUAUUUCAAAUUCAACAUCGCAAUUCCAGUUCGAUGCAAAACAUUACGGACAUAUUUGUAAACAUUAGUAUAAAUUCACGAUGAUACACUCCCAAAAUAUAUUUGGUUAUUUCUCGGAGUUAUUGCUUCCACUGGAUUUUAUCUUGUAACCACCAAACAAGUCGGCAAAGAAACGUGUGAGUACAACAAAAAAAAGUAUUGACUCCAGGGACUUAAGUGUAAAAUACAUGACAAAUCAACAUGUUGUGUCUAUAUAUUUCUGAUAUCGCGCUACAUAAUUCUACUUUGAUAAAUACAACGUUUGUAUCCGAUUUACUGUGCAGUUGAAAUCAUGAUGGGAGAUUUGUGAAAACGGGUCAACCGUAGUUUGAAUUGCUUAAUCGAGAGUGAAAAGCUGGUCUAUAAAGUGGAGGAUAUUCCCAACACCCCGUAAAGGCACCAUCUUGCUGGGCAGCGUGACCGUCUACGCAGCAUGCAGCGGUACUGAGGCGGUCCGAUCUCUCGUUGCUUUUACAAAGAACAACAAGCUGGACAAAUCAAACAAGUCACCAAGAAUUACAUCGCAGCGACAGUUUGCUGUUCAGACAUAUGUUGGGUCUCUAAUGUGUGUGGGGGAUUGAUGAAGAGUUUAUAUGCGUGGGUAGCGUUACCAGGAUCGUUAGAGAAAUAUAAAACAAAACCAUUUUGAAAUGCUUUUGCUCGUUCGCGUUGAAUUCUGGGCAUUUCUCACUCUGCCCUCCCUGGUCCUCCUAACUUAUUUCGGCUGCAGCAAGGAGCUGUAGAACAUGCCGGCUGAUACCGGAAACUGGUUAAUGUAUUUCUAAAAUGAAGGCAUAUCAUGUGCAUCUAGCGGGAACAAAACGAGAAAAGUAACCGAAACCGUUUGACGUAAUAAAGUCGAUUAAAACGUUAUCUAUGGAGCCUCAACUGCCUUUAGCCUCCCCUCUCGUUUCAUUAUUUUACAAACACACUGGUCCGUGGUGGUUUUAUUUUGAAAACGCUACACGGAGACCGCGCGCUCUCGUACCGUCCAGCUUGACACCAGUAGACGCUUCACUCCCUCCAUUCAUUUCAUUCGCGCACAGUCGCAUCCUAGCAGCGAGCCCUCCCCUCCUGUUUCUCUCCGCCUGGAAAGAUGGCUGCUCCGGUGGUGGCGAGGAGCUCCGGCCCGGCGCUCUGCCCGAGCUUCGCGGAGGUCUGUUCUUUCCUAGAGCGAUUCGGAGCGGUUCUGGACCUGCCCGAAAUGACUUUCCCGCAGAUGGAGCGGUAUCUGCGGGACAAGACGACAGUUCCCAAACCGCUGGUGGAGCUCCAUGUGAAGCUGCUCAGAAAACUGGGGAGGUCUGUGACUACUGACCGCUGGGAAAAAUACCUGGCUAAGGUUUGCCAGGAGCUGAACGGCACCUGGGCAUGGGAGCUGGAACAGGAGGGCUACAUGGGGAUGUCCAUGGAGUGCAAGUCCUGCAUCCUCAAAUAUCUCUGUGAGUGUCAGUUCGAUGACAACCUUAAGUUCAAGACGGCGAUCAACGAGGAGGAGCCGGAGAAGAUGCGUCUGCAGCCCGUCGGUCGGGACCAGCAGGGCCUGAUGUACUGGCUCCAGCUGGACCACGAGCAGAACAUCCGGCUGUACACCGAGGAGCAGGACGAUCUGGACGGAUCAACUUGGAACUGCAUCGUCAGGACUCGUAAUGACCUGGCCGAGGCUCUGGAGCUGUUGAAGUCUCAGGUUGAAGGAAAACAGAAUCCGGAUGCGGAUCCGAACCAGAACCUGUGUGGUUCCAGAAGCAGCAGCCCUACACAGAAAGAUGAAGUGGAUGAAGCCAUUGGAGUCACCGAACCCAGCAGGACCGCUGAGCAACGCACCGACAGACAGACAGUCCAUCCUGUUAAGGAGGAGGAGCCACUGACACAAGAGGUGAAGCUGGAGGAGACGCUGCCCACCAAGCAGGCAAACACUGAGGUCGAGGUUAAAGAGGAGAAGGUCGACAGCAAAUCUCCGCCCGUCUUCGACAACCGCGUGAGCACCAUCACCACCAUCGUCAAGCUGGAAUCCAAGGACCCCGACGCCCCCAAAAACGCUGUGUCGGUUGUCAUGGCGCCGGGCGCGACCGCCACGAAGCCGGGGGCAAUCAAAGAAGGGGAGGCGGAGCGGGCGGUUGUCAGGAGCAGCCAGCAGGCCAAGAUACCACUGAAGAAGAGGGAGCUUAAGAUCGCGGAGAGCUACCACGGCAACCACCUCAACAACAGUAACAACAACAACAGCAGUAUUAUUGUUUGCAACCCAUCAGUGAUCCAGACCAAGGACGCGAGCAAAGAGGGCAAGUUGCCCGGCCCGUUGGCGCCCCCUGGUGGUCUGACCACCUCACAGCCGCCUCCUCAGCAGCCGUUGGUCACCGCGUCGAGGCAGGAACUGAGCAACGGGGGAGCGUUUCUCCCCUUGCUGCACAAGGAGGGACAAAAUGGCGUGAUAGGGGUCAUAGGUCAAGUUGGCGUCGUUAGUCACGUGGGGGUCAUCCGCAGCCCAUCUGAGCGCCACAGAGCCCCCGGCGCCGAGCAGCAAGAACAAAACGGGCCCGGUUUAGACCAGCGGGAGCCCGCCGCCGAGCAGGACGAGAGGGAAGUCAGCCGGCAGUCGGUGCUGGUGAGGAAGGGAGCUGUGGAGGGGGGGGCGGCCGGAGCAGCCAGCGACGCUCAAAUGGCUGAAAAACUACCGCCACCGCCACCCUUAAAAUCUGAUCCGCUCCCCGACGCUGUAGGGGGAAAAGUAGUUUCCAUUAGCCUGUCCUCACUGUCUAUGUGCCAAGAGGACCCCAAACAACAGGCGGCAGGAGACCCGGGGGAGGAGACGACAGCGGAGCCGUCAGACCGGGGGACUGACACUCGAGAACAGAAGGAGGACGACGGGGACAAGAGGACAAGUGCGGUUUGUGGACACCCUUUAGCAGGGGAAGGAGCUACAGAUGACCAUAAAAAGAAUAAUAGCACUUUAGGAAAGUCAGAGGCGGAAUCUGAGAGCACUGCUCUGCUUCUGCAAGCCGACCAGCUGGAUACAAAGGACCACCGUGGAGACGGGGUAAACGGGGGGCUGGCUGCCCCGGCGAAGGUGAAGGAGGCUGGGCUCGGAUCGGCGGAGAGGCAGGGUCCCCUAGAGGAAGCCUCCUCUGAGCUCCAGAAAGAAGGAAUCCGGUUAAAGAUCAAGAUCCCCCCUCACCGGAGAAACAAGUUAAAGGGGAAGGGGGGGAAGGAAGAGCAGAAGGAGCGGGAGCAGGAGGUGAACGACGACGGGAGGCUGCUGAGGAGAUCUGCGAGGAUUUGCCGAUCUGCUUUGCCAACCUGCAGGCCGAGCUCCAAGGCGGCUGACAGCGGGGGAAAGAAGCCGCAAAAAAAACAGACGCUGCUCGGCAGAGCGAGGGGGGAGGAGGAGGAGGAGGAAGAAGAUGAUGAAGAGGAGGAGGAUGAAGAGGAACAGAGUUCAACUGCCAAGAAUGAUGGAAAAACAGAAGCUGUCGGCCAAAUAAGAAAACAGAAGGGUAAACGGAGGCAUCGGCGCCCCCGAUGGUCCAACAUCCGCACAAAGAGACGCAAACUGACCGAGGGGGAGGAGGCAGAAGGCUGGGGGAGGAAAGGGGGCGAGGGGGAGAGCGAGGGAGAGAGAGACUCAGAGGAAUCGUUCAAAUCGGGCGAGAUUCCCAGCGAGGACGCCUGCAGUCACUGUGGCCUGCCCAACCACCCCGAACUGAUCCUGCUGUGUGACUCUUGUGACAGCGGAUACCACACUGCCUGUCUGCGGCCGCCAGUCAUGUUGAUUCCAGAUGGAGAGUGGUUCUGUCCCCCCUGCCAGCAUAAGCUGCUGUGUGAGAAACUGGAGGAGCAGCUGCAGAACCUGGACAGUGCUCUGAAGAAAAGAGAGCGAGCAGAGAGGAGGAGGGAGCGGCUGGUGUACGUGGGAAUCAGUGUGGAGAACAUCAUCCCUGAGGGAGAUCAGCCAGAAGAGGAGAAGUCAACGAAGAAGAAAGAUCCCAAAAAGAGCAAGAAUCUCGGGAGGAGAUCAACCAGAACCAGGAAGAACAUCAGCUACAGGUUUGAUGACUUUGACGAUGCCAUUGAUGAGGCGAUCGAGGAGGACAUCAGAGACAUCUGUGGAGGAGCAGGACAAGGCCGAGACAUCGCCGCCAUCCUUUCGGAGGAAGGAGCAAAGGGGAGCCAGCGGCCAAUCAGAAGCCAGGCGGACUCUGCCAGGAACAGGAAGAGACGGAGACUGAACGACCUGGAGAGUGACAGCACGGCGGCAGAGAGCGAAGACGAGUUCAUGCUCAGCAACAGCUCAGAGGAUGAAGAUUUUGCCGCGUCAGGUCCUGAUGAUGACGAGGUGGAAGACGAAGAGGCGGGCAGUGUAGAAAGUGGGUCCCGCUCCGCGCGAGCGGUGAGAGGAUUGCCCAAGCAGCGACCCGGCAUCAAGAAACGCAGGGACAGGAAGCGGCCGAGGCGGCGGCGGAGACGCUCCUCUGAGGAGGAGGAGGAGGAGGAGGAGAGCGACGAAGAAAUAGGCUCAGAUCAGUACAGCGACAUGAGCGACAGCGACGCCGAUAAGAAGAGGCGGGGAUUGAGGCGCGGCCAGCGCCAGCAGGUCAACUACCGCGAGACGUCCGAAUCGUCGGACAACUCCCGGGCCUCCACCAAGAAUUUCAAGGUCAAAGGCCGCGGCAGACCUCGCAAGGACCACCUCUCCAGCGACUACAGCGAUGCGUCGCCUUCUACCCGGGAGACGGAGGAAGACGAUGAUUAUGAAGAUGAGGAGGAAGAUGGCCAGAGGAGAAGAGGGAAAAAGAGGAGAAGAGAGGAGGAAGACCUCCGGCGAAACCGAGUGAGACAAAAGCGAAGGAGACACGGCGAGGAGGAGCGCGAGCAAGGGAGUCGGCUCAAAAAGACACGCCUGGAGGGGAGGGACAAAGACAAGGCGAGGAGGUUAAGGAGGCCGCAGAGGGAGGAGGAGGACGCGGAGAACAUGGGCAGGGGGAAGAGGAGAGAGAUCUUGUCGCUGCAGCGCCGUAAGCGCCUCGCCCAGAUGCUGAAGAAGAGGCGGCCUUCAACGGACGACGAGUCGGAGUCGUCUUCCGACGACUCCGACUCGACAACGUCGUCGUCAGAAGAGGAUCGCCCCGUCCGCAAAAGACUGAACCGCAUCGACUCCGAUGACGAUGAGGAGGAAGAUGAGGAGGAGGAGGAGGAGGGCGGGAGGCCGGAGAAGGCACCGAUGUGUUCAGCGGUGGAGAAGAGGUCCGACAGCGACACCCAGGAGAAGGGGAGGGGCCGCAGCCUGUCUCCGUCGAACAGACAUCGGACCUCCAGGGGCCCGGCAAAGCCCGGGGACGGGAGUCCCGCUGAGCCCGGGGACGGUGCGGGAUCAGACGGGGGUGGGAGGCACAAUGGCCCCUCAAAUCCAGAGGAGAAGGACGAGGUGGAGGAGGAGGGCCACACAGACUCGUUAAACUCUGCCCAGAACAGUCCGCGGUCGUGAUGGCUGCGUUAGUGGGAAUAACGCUCGCUUCUUGUCUUUUUCUUUUCUCUUUUGUAACUUUCGGGCCUUUUCACCAAACCACCUUUUUGAAAAACGGGCUCCCCCCAGCUCCCGCUCCUUCUCCGUCUUGCUUUUCCUCCUUGUUGUUGUUUUGUGUUGAGAGCGCUCUCCACGGUCACACACUGUGACCUCAUAGCCACAAAACUCACGAGCUACACAUCCACACUGAACAAAACCAGCCGGCAGGACCAAAAAAAUCCAUUAGAAAAAGGCCCCCGGCUUCAGGACGUCAGUGUUUCAGUGGACGCCCCCGCAAGGAUGGCGCUGGAUUCGUCCCAUGUGGUUUCGGAGCUGACUUGGUCACAGGAAUCUGGAGCACUUGGUCACUCUAAUAGCACUUAACAACCCAAAGCCGAGGAGGGUGUCAGUGUCCAACCGAACACCUACGAUCAUCUGACCUGAUGGUGGGCGACGCCAAAGCCCAUCGCUACGACGACAAAAAAAGCUAAAGCUUUCCCUCGUAGAAUCUUUGCAUCCUGAUAGAUUUGUAUUAAUCCUGGUACCCGAUACUGUGGUAUGGUAGCGUGUUUUUGGUGCGGACAAUGUUGUUUCCAACGUUGUGUGGCUCUACUGGAAGAAGUACCCAGUGUCCUUAGGGUCUGAUCACACAAAGACGCGUCACUAAUUUGUAUGCACCGCGAGGGAAACUCUGGGGCCCGACUCCUAGACUGCAGUUAAAAAGUGCUUGUUUAAAGUCGCUGAUUCCAUGCAUGUUGUUUUUGCAACACUUGAACAUAACGGUGGCGUAGAUACGCAAUAUACGUCACUGGUAGCUGCAGCGAUCCGUCAGUGACUGUAGCCCCGCCCUAAAGCCGCCCCUGAAUGGUGUAUUUUGCGCUACAUGGUUUACUGCUUAUCAGUCUGUAUUGAAGAAGAGUUCAAACUAGAGAGAAGUUCAUGUUCAGUGACUUCUAAGUAGCCACAGGAGUCGCCCCCUAUUGGUCAGUAGAGCGAAUGCACGUUUUAAGACCGCCAAGCUUUAAAAUGAGAGAACAAUGUUGUUUUUGUGGGCCGUGCUUUUCUGGCGACACGUCUCUGUGUGAUCUGGGUGAAUCGCUCCUCACAGCGAAAUGCUAAUUCUAUGUAAUCCUGGACAUCCAAUCAUGACCCAUGUGAACUGAUGGUGUAAAGUGGCCCCGGGGCUCCAGAGUCAGGCUCCUCCCAAACAGCUGACAAAAAGCUUAAUAACUACGAUAUCCUCAAAAGGAUGGACACUGUUUGAACAAAAUAUGAGAAGUAUUACAGUAUUUAGGAGUGUUUGUCUCCCAAAGAGGCCCCAGUUUUGCAGACAAUUAAUCCAUUAAAUCAACAGGUAAUCAAUAAGGGUAACAAACAUUGGAUGCAGCCAUUUUAAAUAUACUGUUUACGCCCCGUUUGCUGCUCCAGAUUCAGCCCGUGUGGAAUGUUUGGUCUUGUAAAUGCAGACUUCAGAGGAUCCAGACUUAGUUGGUGUCAAAUUUCAAAUGAAUCACCGAUGACAUCAUCAGAACGUUCAUUUAACAUUAAAGAGAUAGUGGGAAUGUGUGAGUUUUUCCCAUUAUACAGUGUAUUACUACAGUAGAUGGAGUUAAGAGAAGCAGCACAGGAGCAAAGAACGCUGUGGAUGGGGCCAAAUGUAUUUUAGACACCACAAGAACAAGUUGGCGCCAUACUGAGGAUAUAUUCCCAGUGGUGAGAUGGUCCUUUACGAAAGGGGACUGAAGCUGUUAUUGAUUAUCUCUUCAAAUUCACAAGACUGUUGACAAAAACAUGAAUUUGACCUCACGGGAAACCGGAGACGCAGGUCGACCUCCACUGGUUGGUUAGUCUGUGUGACUCAACACCAUCCAACCCACUGACGGAGUCUCUGUGUACUCGAGGUUAAAUCCGUCCUUAGCGGUUCACCCUCACUGUUUCUCCAGACUCCACCUACUGUACGUGAAACCCUGAGUACGGGUUAUCAUGCCAGCCCACUACCAAGCGCGUGACCGCUCCCUUCAAAGAGCUCGGCCCACAUUUUGGGUCCAGGUGUUCGGUUUCAGACAUUUCCCUCAUUCGGCCCAGGUGUGGAGACCCUGUCUGCUGUACAUACUUUGCCUGUGCGCCGUUUCCCUGUAAGAUACUAGAUGUUCUGUUCUCUCUGUCUUCUUGUAAAAUAUAGUGUUCUAUUUUCUAUAUGAAGGAGGGAGGAGAGAUGCUGCUGUGAGUGAUGUGUGGACCGGUGAGGUUUCUUUUUUGACUGAUUUGUUUUGUUUUCACAUUCCUGCGGCCGUUGAUUCUUUUCAUUUUUCUUUGUGUGGAGUCAGACCAGCGUGGAGUUUGUUCCCCAGGAGAAUGACCAGGACUGCUCACGGGUAGAGCUUCUUUCACCCUGGAAGCAAAGGAAUUUGUAGGUUACAUUUACUGGUCGCAGAUCCAUCACCCGGUCACUUUGAAUAGCUAAUGAUUCCCCCUUUUAGACGCAGGCUCCAAAGUUACUGAUAAAUCCUUGCAGAUCUUUUAUUUCUUUGUCAGUAAAUAAAAAAAAGUUCUUUAUUUUGUUUAAGUGUUUAAACUGUUGAUUCUGGAUUUGUCAAACUUUCUAGGUGGAAGCUUGAGUGCUCCAAAGCGAGCAAUAAACCACAUUCACCCAGCGACUCACUUGUCCUUACAGCAACAUGAAGGGAUCCAUCAGUGGCCUCUGCGUUACAUCUGCACUGUGCUUUUGUCUUCUUUCUUUUUUUUAAAUCCUCACAUUCAGCUUGAUUCUGUGUAGUUCAGCAUUUUUAAAUUACAUUUAUCAAAAUGAUGUGAUAUCCUUAAUGUCCCUGCUAGCAAUAAAUUGAAUAUAUUUCUAGUUUUAUCAAUGUAUAGAUGGGGAAGUCAUCAACAAAAAUAACUAAACUGAAGCAGAAAAGACAAAAUGAAAAGUGAGAUUAUUCAUAUUAUUUACACGAUUCUAAAUUAAACUAAAUAUUUAUCAAGAGGCCUUUUUAUUUUCUCAGAUUUUUUUUUUCUUCAAGGCUAGAAGUUGAAUUCCUUUUUAAUCUGAAUUCCAAUGUGACGGAUCAGUUUGAUGAAUCCAGAUCAGUCUGCAGCUCUGAGGGAAUCUCAUCCAGCCCUUGAAAAUAUUUUUUCUUUUUUCUUCAUCUUAAGAUGUGAAAAGAAUUCUGACACAAACUCAAUGUGAAAAACAUUUACUUUUAUACAGUGAAGAUCAUUUUAGUGUGACUCCCUUUUUAGAAAUAGUUUUAUGGUUCACGUGUCAGAUGGACAUCCGACUAAUUUGGGAAAUAUGUCAAAGUAUAUUUUGUAACAUAACAUCUUGUCGGUGAAAUAUAAAACAAUUUUUAAAGGUUGACGUGAAACUUGUGAUGCACAUAAAGAGAAACAGUCAGAUUCUAGGAAUACAUUUUUUGUACUUCUUGUUCCAUGGCGUUUUUUAGUGAGUCGGCAGUUUAUUACCGUUGCCUUCGUGUAGCGAUCAUAUAAUCUGUAAAAAGACUGACAGCUCAUAGAGGUGUUCGUCGGUGAUCUGGUUUAUUAGAUUAUGCUCUGAAACUUAAAGUCGACAAAUGUAUCCUUUGCGAUAACCUUAAUGAACACCAUAACGGUUAAAAGGAAAAAUAAUCUAGUCUUGACCUCACAUUAUAUUAUUGGUUUACAUUUAGCCUUGAGGACGUUGUGGAGAAAAAACUAUUCAGAGAUUUAUCGGUUGAUUUUUUUUUGUUGCAUAAAAGUCAGCAUUAGAAACUAGUUUUGGGUCACAAGAACAGAACUUCUCAGUUUGCCAAAGCGUCAAAUAAGAUGUAACUAGCUGGAAUAACUGGUCCAUAGUCCCCCCCCCCAGGCUACAAUAAAUGUAGGCGACUAAAUGUUCUUUUGGGUGCUUUCCUGAAGUUGUGCAGCUGUGUUGGUCAUCUGAUUCACCAUGAAAGGCUUUUUAGAGGUUAGGAUCUCAUGUAACGCUUGUGUCUAGAUUUUGAACAAGCUUUUCUGGAUAUUGUUCUUAAUGCAGUAUCUUGAUCAUCACAAGGGUUUAAUAUCAUGUAUGAGAUGGACUCCCCUUUGGAGGCAACACACGUCUUUUCUCAUUGGGAUCUGACUGCAUUUGUAUAUCAAUGAUAGUAAAAAAAAAAAAAGCCUCUAGAAAUGUUUUGAAACAAGAUGAAUCUCCCGGCUGCUGUUGGCAGUAAGGGGAUAUCAGGUUGAUGCCCCUCCCCAAAAAACAAAGCGUUCCGCUGACCCCGGCGUGCAUCUGCGUUCGGCACUUGUGGCAGAAUCUGUUGAUUUUAAAAUGUUAAUCUGCAUUCAAACUACUGGAGGUGAAUGUGGCUCCUUCCAUUUCUCUGUUGUACCGUUACUGUAGUAUUGCUGUAACAUGAAUGUUUUCUAAGUUAUUAAAACCAACAUCCCAGGCAUCUCCUCAAAAACA
Molecule: messenger RNA, 10468 nt
Organism: Gasterosteus aculeatus aculeatus (three-spined stickleback)
Lineage: Eukaryota; Metazoa; Chordata; Actinopteri; Perciformes; Gasterosteidae
Gene: rsf1a
Product: remodeling and spacing factor 1a
Biological process (GO): negative regulation of DNA-templated transcription
Cellular component (GO): RSF complex
Molecular function (GO): histone binding
Source: RefSeq, a predicted model, not a curated record